UAAUACAAGUGAAAAGACCUGGCAGGCCAGACCAAACACAUACACAAAAAAAGAAGACAAUAUUAAAAUCAAUUAAAAUAAAAUAGAUUUCGAGUUUUGAUUAGCCAUCGGAGAGAAGAAGAAGAAUGAUAGAUAACUGGAUCACGAGAGGGACAAAGAAGCAGAAGAAAUAAACUUUAAAAGGGAAUUUUUUUUUUUGUGAAGUCAACAACAAACAAUGAAGGAAGGAAGGAGAAUCUGACCCCCAAAAUCGCAUAAAGUUUCGUACUUUGGAAGGGGGCUUUGCUGGAGAAUUUAAGGAUCUCUCUCUCUCUCUAUUUCAGGUAUUGAGUUAUGUGGAAACAGAUCAUAAGUAAGCUUCCUAAGAAGUCUUCAAAGAACCAUUCUUCAUCUAAUGCAACUGCAUCUACUUCCAAGAGUAGUAGUAGUAGUAGUGACAAUGGAACCGGAAAGUCUCACGCCAAGAACGCUGCUCCAGCUGCAAAGCCUGCUGCUGCUUCCCCUCCUGACACAGGGCCCAAAGAUGGCAACUUUAAGCAGGGUAACGGGAUCUAUGAAGCCUUGCCGAGUUUCAAAGACGUUCCAAACGCCGAGAAGCAAACCUUGUUUCUGAAAAAGCUCAGCUUGUGCUGUGUGCUGUUCGAUUUCUCUGAUCCCUCCAAGAACGUUAAGGAGAAGGAGAUUAAACGUCAGACGUUGCUUGAGCUGGUUGAUUACGUGGCUACUGCUAACGGGAAGUUUAGCGAGACUGUUAUCCAAGAAGCGGUUAGGAUGGUGUCCGUUAACAUAUUCAGAACGUUGAAUCCUCAGCCUCGUGAGAAUAAAGUUAUCGAUGCGUUGGAUUUGGAAGAGGAAGAGCCUUCUAUGGAUCCUUCUUGGCCUCACUUGCAGCUUGUCUACGAGCUUCUCUUGAGGUUUAUUGCUUCGCCUGACACCGAGACUAAGCUGGCUAAGAAGUACAUUGACCAGUCUUUCGUCACGCGGUUGCUGGAUCUGUUUGAUUCAGAGGAUCCUAGAGAGAGAGACUGUCUCAAAACCGUUUUGCAUCGCGUCUAUGGUAAAUUCAUGGUUCACCGUCCCUUCAUCAGGAAAUCCAUAAACAAUGUCUUCUACAGGUUUGUAUUUGAGACUGAGAAACACAACGGGAUUGCUGAGUUUCUUGAGAUUUUGGGGAGUAUCAUCAACGGGUUUGCUCUGCCGCUUAAGGAAGAGCACAAAGUGUUUCUGGUUCGGGCGUUGAUACCUCUCCACAAACCGAAAUGCUUGCAGAUGUAUCACCAGCAGCUGUCUUAUUGUAUCACGCAGUUUGUGGAGAAAGAUUGCAAACUUGCUGAUACGGUUAUAAGAGGACUGUUGAAGUCUUGGCCUGUGACGAAUAGUUCUAAGGAAGUCAUGUUUCUAAACGAGCUAGAGGAGGUGUUGGAAGCAACUCAGCCACCUGAGUUCCAACGGUGUAUGGUCCCGUUGUUUCGCCGAGUUGCUCGGUGUUUGAACAGUCUCCAUUUUCAGGUUGCGGAAAGAGCUUUGUUCUUAUGGAACAACGAUCAUAUCGAGAAUCUAAUAAAGCAGAACUGUAAAGUUAUUCUUCCUAUCAUUUUCCCUGCACUGGAGAGAAACACUCAGAAGCAUUGGAACCAAGCUGUUCAUAGCUUGACGCUGAACGUGCAGAAGAUAUUUAAUGACAACGAUCCAGAGUUCUUCAAGGAAUGUCUCGCCAAGUUCAGAGAAAGUGAAUCAAAAGAAGCUGAAGUCGAAGCGAAACGCCAGGCCACAUGGAAACGUUUGGAAGAGAUUGGGAUGCAAAAGCAAAAGAGUUCUUCUUCCUAAGGUUUGCUUUAGUUGUAGAGAGAGAGAGAGAGAGAGAGGUUUUGAUUUUUGUAAUUUCGUUUUUUACUGCAUUGGAAUAUUGGUUUUCUUUUUGUUUUUUUGGUAUUCUCUCCAGAAAUCUUUAGUGAGAACAAGUUUCAGUUUCCAUCUUCUUUGAAGAGAUGCAAAGAUGUAAGAUCAUUUCUUGUUUUAAUUUUCUUUAUUUAUGAUCUUCUUGUUCA
Molecule: messenger RNA, 2048 nt
Organism: Brassica oleracea var. oleracea
Lineage: Eukaryota; Viridiplantae; Streptophyta; Magnoliopsida; Brassicales; Brassicaceae
Product: serine/threonine protein phosphatase 2A 57 kDa regulatory subunit B' theta isoform
Exons: 4
Coding region: 334-1827 (497 amino acids)
Biological process (GO): signal transduction
Cellular component (GO): protein phosphatase type 2A complex
Molecular function (GO): protein phosphatase regulator activity
Source: RefSeq, a predicted model, not a curated record